This is a messenger RNA of Didymodactylos carnosus, 190 nucleotides long. NCBI's taxonomy places the organism in Eukaryota, Metazoa, Rotifera, Eurotatoria, Philodinida, Philodinidae. The record is from the annotation of a GenBank genome assembly.
AACUCUGAUUUUCCGCUAACUUUAUCAAAUGUUUUUUUUUCAACCUAUUGUGUUGUCUAGACAUGUUGCCUGCCCCGGUGAACGAUUUGACGGACAUGGAAGUGGUCCGGCCAUAGAUCUUGUAUCUGCUGGACAAGACAUGCCUAUUGGGCACAAAAUACAUACACUUGAGCCAGCCUCGAUGCUGUAA